Messenger RNA from Jaculus jaculus (lesser Egyptian jerboa), 1704 nucleotides. RefSeq names its product lysophosphatidic acid receptor 6 (gene Lpar6). Lineage: Eukaryota; Metazoa; Chordata; Mammalia; Rodentia; Dipodidae. The coding region runs from base 316 to 1542 and encodes 408 amino acids. The record is from RefSeq and is a predicted model, not a curated record. Gene Ontology annotation, cellular component: membrane. Gene Ontology annotation, biological process: phospholipase C-activating G protein-coupled receptor signaling pathway; positive regulation of Rho protein signal transduction. Gene Ontology annotation, molecular function: lysophosphatidic acid receptor activity. The transcript has a single exon.
CUCGCGGUGAAGUUAAAAAGCUUCCGCUCGCCGCCGCCUGGAACCUCAGAACGCAGUAAAGACAGGCAGGAACGCGCCUCGUUUAAAGAAGGACCAGGCCCGGACGGACCCGGGAUGUUUCGGUCCAGAAAGACACCGAGAGCACAGUAAGACUGCUCCUUAGUCGUCCCGGGCCAUACAGACCUCGCUGGGUAGCUGCUUCGUGACCCGGAAUCCUGCUUCGCCAGCGCCCCGCCGGUGUCCGGCUGGCCCAGGCUCUCCCUCUUGCGCGUCUGAGGUGAAUUGGAGGGAGCCAGAGCCGGCGCGCUCGGGUUUAUGCCCACGAGAAAAUGCGAGCUUCUCCUGUUGAGCCUGCUGGGAACUUUUAAGCACCAAGUUUCAUGUUUCCUUUGGAGAUCUGGGAGCAGGAAAGGUCGGCAGAAGCUGCGAGAGGAGCCCCUGGCAGGAACUGGCUGCCGGGCCGGGCGGGCCGAGGCGCAGACAAAGGCCGCCGCGGCGCUGGCGACGGCGAUGGCGGGCAACGGCUCGCUGUGCGCCCACGACGACUCCUUCAAGUACUCGCUGUACGGGUGCGUGUUCAGCACGGUGUUCGUGCUCGGCCUCAUCGCCAACUGCGUGGCCAUAUACAUCUUCUUCUGCGCCCUCAAAGUGCGCAACGAGACCACGACAUACAUGGUUAAUCUGGCCAUGUCAGACUUGCUUUUCGUUUUUACUUUACCUUUCCGGAUUUUCUACUUUGCGACGCGGAAUUGGCCAUUUGGAGAUUUGCUCUGUAAGAUUUCGGUAAUGCUGUUUUAUACCAACAUGUAUGGGAGCAUUCUGUUCUUGACCUGUAUUAGUGUAGAUCGGUUUCUGGCAAUCGUCUACCCAUUUAAAUCCAAGACUCUAAGAACCAAACGAAAUGCAAAGAUUGUUUGCAUUGCUGUAUGGUUCACGGUGAUGGGAGGAAGUGCACCCGCAGUAUUUUUUCAAUCCACCCACUCUCAGGGUAACAGUACCUCAGAAGCCUGCUUUGAGAACUUCCCAGCAGCCACAUGGAAAACCUAUCUCUCUAGGAUUGUAAUUUUCAUCGAAAUAGUGGGUUUUUUUAUUCCUCUAAUUUUGAAUGUAACUUGUUCUAGUUUGGUGCUAAGAACCUUAAAUAAACCUGUUACAUUAAGUAGAAGCAAAAUAAACAAAACUAAGAUUUUAAAAAUGAUUUUUGUACAUUUGGUCAUAUUCUGCUUUUGUUUUGUGCCUUACAAUGUCAAUCUGAUUUUGUAUUCUCUUAUGAGAACACAAACAUUUGUCAACUGUUCUGCAGUGGCAGUAGUAAGGACAAUGUACCCCAUCACUCUCUGCAUUGCUGUUUCCAACUGUUGCUUUGACCCCAUAGUUUACUACUUUACUUCAGACACAAUUCAGAACUCAAUCAAAUUGAAAAACUGGUCUGUUAGAAGGAGUGACUCCAGAUUCUCUGAAGUUCAGGGCUCAGAGAAUUUUAUUCAGCAUAACCUUCAGACCUUAAAAAGCAAGAUAUUUGACAGUGAAUCUACAAUAUAAGCUGCCUGAACUAAAACCACUGGGACAACACCUCCAAGUUCCUUCAACUAUGAUGUGUCCUACUGGAAAAACUAUUCACCUCAAAAAGAAAACACAUGGACAUUUUGAUGUUUUUAAAGAUUUGAAUUCAAUGUGUUAAACAUUAAAAUAUAUUCUACCCUU